AUGACAAUUUUGAAGAUACUCCUACUUUUUCUGCCGCUAGCCUACUCAUUUGUCUUAAAAAAAAAGCCCCAAUGGGAAGCGCAACAGGCGCAGAGAACCAAGUUCCAGCUCUACAGAACGAGGUAUUUCAGGAAAUUUAAAACAAUGCCAUACAUCCGAGAUUCGGGAGAAAAUCACAUAAAGGAACUAACAAGGGAACGUGUCAGGCUGAAUAAGCGCACAAGCAAUUCUAUUACCCUUGGCGCAAAUUUUUUGUUUAUAUGUAACUUAGACAACAGACUUUCUUCCAAGGAUGUUACGCAUUUCUUUAAUUAUUUUAUCGGCAACAAUAAUUGCGUAGCGCGCAUACGAAGGAAUAAAUACACAGGAAGAAAUAUGGGGCACGGAAUUUUGAAAUUCCAAAAGGCAGAAGACGCAACACUCGUUUUGCUCAAUUACCAGGGGAUCAAAUUGGGAGAGAAAAACAUUAUCCUAACAGAAGCCUUCAAGGACGAACACCUCAAGCAGAAGAAGCACAUCUGCAAUGUCCUUCAGCCGAGCAGGUCGUAA
Molecule: messenger RNA, 549 nt
Organism: Plasmodium knowlesi strain H
Lineage: Eukaryota; Apicomplexa; Aconoidasida; Haemosporida; Plasmodiidae
Product: RNA-binding protein, putative
Exons: 3
Coding region: 1-549 (182 amino acids)
Molecular function (GO): RNA binding
Source: RefSeq, a predicted model, not a curated record